This is a messenger RNA of Homo sapiens (human), 6394 nucleotides long. It is a transcript of the gene ZNF239, whose product is annotated as zinc finger protein 239. The transcript has 3 exons. Gene Ontology annotation, cellular component: nucleus. Gene Ontology annotation, molecular function: DNA binding. NCBI's taxonomy places the organism in Eukaryota, Metazoa, Chordata, Mammalia, Primates, Hominidae. The record is from RefSeq and is a predicted model, not a curated record. The coding region runs from base 4227 to 6035 and encodes 602 amino acids. Gene Ontology annotation, biological process: regulation of gene expression.
GUAUUUCGGGGCCCUAGGCGCGCGAGCGGUCAGCAUCCGGAAUCUGGCCCCUGCAGGCGUGGGGUUCCACGUGGGAGGUGAGACUGGCCGGGCUUCCCCAGCCGCUGGCAGAGGCGUUCAGGGGUCAGGAAAUGGGUGUGCCGCGGGUAAGGCGCUGGGCCGCCGAGCUGCGGAAGCCGGGAGGGCGGCGAUGGUAGGGCACGCGACCAGCGGAGGCGCGGCCCGCGGCGGCACGUGUGUCCCGGCGCCGCAUUUCCGAGCUGCUGCGCCCCCGGGGCCGGGCUGCGGCCACACCGAAGCCUGUGGGGCCCUGCAGCUGAGCGGCCGCGCCUCCGAUGGCCCCUCCUCCCUCCUGGCCGAGCUCUGGCCUGGGCCGGCUGGGGGCUUCGUGGUUGGCCACGCCGGCCUUUUCCUCGCCUGUGACGGGCGUUAUUGCAGGGGGGUUUUCGGUGGACGUUAGGCGACGGACGGGGGCUCCUGUAAGAGACUGAGGUUUCUGUCCGCAGCACUGCCUUCGCUGAAAAGAGCUUGCAUCUGAGCCCCCGCACCGCAGGAACGAGCCAGGCUCCUGAGAAUGAGGUCGGGGAAGGCGUCUUGGGCAACCGAAAUCCAUCCCGAGAAGCUUCUCCUCUUAACUAGAACUUUAGGACAGAGAUCGGGAAAGUCAGAGGAAAUGGGCACGGCUUCGAGCUGCCGGCGGCUGCGGAAUUUACCUAGCCUCUUGGUUUUGGGGGGAAAACUUGGCUUGUUUAAUCGAAAGCCCUGUGGAGAGAGAUGAAGGUGGUGACAGAAAAUGCUUCACCUCUCACCUGAUGGAGGGAGUGUGGGUGGAAGUGACUGAAGAAGCGUCAGAGGCAGGAGCGGAGUAACUUUUUCCCCGCAGUCUUGCUGGACUUGAUUUUCAUGGCUUUUUCUCUUUCCCUAACUCUGCCUUUCCAGGAAUCCAUCCCCUCUGGGAGUAAGAAAUGACCAGGGUCCGGGUGAGUUGGCGUUCCAUUUCUCCUAAAAUGCCAUCUCCCUGAAAUGUCCCUGUGCCAUGUGUUGUUUUCUUUAUUGUCAGGCCCCCAGUACGGUAUUUUAUAGCUAUGGAUGUAGGGACAUUAAGAUACUAAGGACAUGUAGCUAGCAGAUGAUGUCACCAGGGUCUGCACAGAGAGUUUUCACUGGCCCAUCCUGCCUCCAAGAAUUUAUUCCACUCCUCAGAGCAGUGGGCUGUGCCCUCCUGGGGAGCCUCUCAAAGCCUGCCUUUUCCUGCCAGACAUUUCACUCACAUUGAAAGUCAUUCCAAGCUAUUCCAUACUCAUCCCAGUGCUAAGUGGUCUCAGCAAAACAGAUAGAAUGAUAAACCACGGUGCUUUUCUUCAAGGAGCUUACCAUCUUGAUGAACAUAUUAUAUUACCUGUACACAAAAAAAUGCAUAUUAAUAGUGAUAAUUUAUUAACUAUGAGUCAAAAACGAGGAAAUUCGUUAAAUGGCAGCACAGUGGUUACAAAAUCACUCUAGAAAUGCUUUUCAACUAGGCUAUGCAUCAGAACUCUCUGUGGUGUUUUUUAAGAACUAAGCUUCCUUCUCUCUUCCAGACCUAGUGAAAGGAGAGUUUCACUCCUUUUUUAUUCUGUUGAUCUUUGUACAUCCAAAGGUUUAUUGUGAAAUAUCUCUCUAUACACUAUAAGUGUCUCUAGGGUAGGUAAAAUGAGUUAUUCAUCCUUUAUACUCAGGUUGAUUUGUUCUCUUUCACUAGCAUGUCUACAUAUUUAACUGUUCCAGUAAAUUUUAAAUUACCAAGUCGUACUUUUUUAAAGAGAGUUUUCAGUUGUCCCCAUAAAACCAUCUGUAGGAGGUUACCUCAAAAUUAACCCUUAGACUCCCAGGGUAUUUGAGAUGGUCAGCCCCCACUUAGAAUCCCAUGGUGUUUGAGAUGGUCGGCCCCCUCUUUGCCCUGUCCUGGCGUUUUAUGGUGGAGAGCUCUAACUCGGCUAACUCUGAGAGAGCCGAAGGAAAGUGCCUUGUCCUUUGUUUCAGAGAGCAGAAGGCCAGAAAUAAACCCCGUGUUUUCUUCCUUCAGGCUGUUCUUUCUCCAUUAACUAAACAGGUCAUCACAUCAGAAGUUGUUUGAAUAAAAUAUCAGACUGCGUUUUAAGGGAAAAAAAAUGUUUUUUAACACUACCAGCAAAGGCCAUCUUUUUGCUUGGCAAAUACAGCCCUCACACACAUGAGCUCUUAGAAAAAAUCUGUUUAGAGGACAGUAAGCUGACUUGAGGUACUGAGAGCAUGGCUUCUCUGUGCCCUGAAAAGUAAUUGAGGACUUCAAGGGAGAUUAACCUUAGUAGAAUCAAUACAUUUUCCUUCCUUCGCUUCUGCCUGCUCCCUAAUGAUUAAGUAUUCACUGCCGCUGCAACUGGGGAUUGCCAGUUUAGUAAAUUUUGAGAUUCUGGUGUGUGUUACACAACAACUUUUUUAAUUUAAAGGAAGGACUUCAUUCCAAGCAUUGUGUGUUUUCUAUGUACCACACAUUGUCCUUAGGUCUGCUGAAAGGCGGGAGUCUUAGUUAACCCUGCUUUUCCUCUGUGACAUUGGGUAAGUCACUUCGCCCUUAUGAACUGUGGUUUUUUUCUCUGUAAACUGAGGGUCUUGGGCUUGACCAUCUUUAUGUUUUCUUUUAGUUGUAUUAUUAUUCAUUUAAAUUGAAUGUGAAUUUAUAUUUAUCUUUCAGAUUCCAAGUCAAUUGUGGUAGUUGCUGGGGAUUUAAAGAUGAGUUGAGGCCAGACAUGGUGGCUCACACCUGUAAUCCCAGUACUUUGGGAGACUGAGUGGGGAGGAUCACCUGAGGUCAGGAGUUGAGACCAGCCUGGCCAACAUAGUGAAACCUCAUCUCUACUAAAAAUACAAAAAUUAGCUGGUCAUGUUGAUGCCUGUUGUAAUCCCAGCUACUCGGGAGGCUGAGGCAGGAGAAUCUCUUGAACCCGGGAGGUGGAGGUUGUAGUGAGCUGAGAUCAUGCCACUGCACUCCAGCCUGGGCAACAGAGUGAGACUCUGUUUCAAACAACAAAGAUGAGUUGAGUGUAGCCCCUAUCCUUCAGAAUCUUCCAGCCAACUUGGGAGAGACUUAAUAGCUAUAGUAGAGGGAUGUGAAAGAUGCUAUGAGAUCUCAGAGGAGGAGAAUUCUAACUCAUCCUCAUGCUUCAGAAAGAGGCUAUUGUCCUGAGACUGAAAGCUCCAAAAUGGAUGGGAGAACUCAAUAAGUUAGGGCUUACUAUAGAAAGGACUGUGCUAGACUCAAGUGUAAUGUGUUGAAUGACUCCAGGUAAUCUAGUGUGCCUCUUCCUGCUUUUCCACUUCAAAGUAAAUUGUUAGAUACAGCAGAGAUGGGCUCUAGAAAGAAGUGGAAGGCCACAUGAUGGCAUGUAUGUAGUUCUGAGGAGGUCGACAUUUGUCUGAUAGAAACAGGAAACAAUUGAACUUGUGACCUUCCUCUUUGGUUGGCCUUUAGAAUAUCAAGUCUGCUCUCCCAACUGUAAGCAGGAGCACAGCCUUGGAGUGACUCCUUAGUGCCACUGAUACCUGGGAAGACUGUUGAUUAUUCAGUGUUUCAGUCCCACCUUUGUCUUGCUUUAACAGGAGCACUAAUUUCCUUUCCUUUUCUCCUUUCCCUUGUCACAAUGAUUCUUUUCAUUUGGUCUACUCCUGUCAUUUUUUUUACCUACCACAAAGUUAGUAGUCCACCAACAUAUCCUUUCCCUUCUCAGAAUGGAGUCCCGCCUGCCAUUUUAUCUUGAGGACCUUAAAAAAUUAAUAACUCUGGUUGUCUAACCUAGGGACUGGAAGAUGACAAAAAUUGUACUACAAAGAAUUGGUAAGGAGUUAUUGUAGCCUAGGUAAGAAAAAAAAUAAGGGUCUUACUAAGACUGGCAGUGGAAAUGGAAAAGAGGUAACACAUUGGAGGGAAAUUUAGGAGGCAGAAUUGACAGGAUCUGAAAUGGUUUGAAUAUUGUUGAGGUAGAGAAGGAGGAUUAGACAAUCCAGACAACUGAAUGGAAGACGGAUAAAAAAAUAAGGGAGAGAAAAGAUAAUUGGUGGGCUUGCAUCUCUGAAGAUAGAAGAAGGGAUUUGAUCUAGAAUGCACAGGAAGAGAUUAGCCUUAAACAGAAAGAAAUUUUUUUUUCUCUGUGGUCUGAAGAGAAGGUCUGGUUGGGAAGAGCAGCCAGUCCACUUGCUUUUAAUAUGCCAUGGGUCAUGCCUUGCUAAAGGAUGUGGUGAUGGAGCUUGAAGGCAGCAACCUUUGCUUCUGUUUGUUUGUCCCACCUUUACUCCGGGGCUUGAGCCUCCUUUUCCAGCCCUCUUCCUCAGAAUGGAGACCAGUGACCUUGAACAGAAAGCUUGGGAGACAGCACCCAUCCUUACCUUCAUCUUUACCCUCAUCCUUCCCCACUGGUGACAAGUUGGGAACCAGUUACAUUCAAGGAUGCCUCUGUGGCCUUCACCGAGGAGGAGUGAGGUCACCUGGACUCUGCUCCCAGGAAGCUGUGCGGAGCUGUGAUGCUGGGCAACUACAGAAACUUGGUCUUGGAGACUUGAAUGAAAAUUCUGUGGAGAAUCUUCAGCAGAAAACACUUCAGGAUCUGUUACAUGAGCUUUCCUCCUGGCUAGUUUUGGAAGGCAUGGCCAGUACAAUUACUGGAAGUCAGGAUUGUAUUGUGAAUCAUCGAGGGGAAGUGGAUGGGGAGCCUGAACUAGAUAUUUCCCCUUGUCAACAGUGGGGAGAAGCAUCUUCUCCUAUUUCCAGAAACAGGGACAGUGUGAUGACUCUUCAAAGUGGUUGUUUCGAAAACAUUGAAAGUGAAACAUAUUUGCCUUUGAAAGUCUCAAGCCAAAUAGACACACAAGACUCUUCAGUGAAGUUCUGUAAGAAUGAGCCUCAGGAUCAUCAGGAAAGCAGACGUCUCUUUGUAAUGGAAGAAAGCACUGAGAGAAAAGUGAUAAAGGGGGAAAGUUGUUCAGAGAACCUUCAAGUUAAACUGGUGUCUGAUGGACAAGAACUGGCCUCGCCAUUGUUAAAUGGUGAGGCAACUUGCCAGAAUGGCCAGUUAAAAGAAUCUUUGGAUCCCAUUGACUGUAACUGCAAAGACAUUCAUGGAUGGAAAUCACAGGUGGUCAGUUGUAGUCAGCAGAGAGCUCAUACAGAGGAGAAACCCUGUGACCAUAAUAACUGUGGGAAAAUACUUAACACCAGCCCAGAUGGUCAUCCAUAUGAGAAAAUCCACACUGCAGAGAAACAAUACGAAUGUAGUCAGUGUGGUAAGAACUUCAGUCAAAGCUCAGAGCUACUACUUCAUCAGAGAGACCACACAGAAGAAAAACCCUACAAAUGUGAGCAAUGUGGGAAGGGCUUCACAAGGAGCUCGAGUCUGCUUAUCCAUCAGGCAGUCCACACAGAUGAGAAGCCUUAUAAGUGUGACAAGUGUGGGAAGGGCUUCACCAGGAGCUCAAGUCUGCUCAUCCAUCAUGCCGUCCAUACAGGCGAAAAACCUUAUAAAUGUGACAAGUGUGGGAAGGGCUUUAGUCAGAGCUCCAAACUGCACAUCCACCAGCGAGUCCACACUGGAGAGAAGCCCUAUGAGUGUGAGGAGUGUGGUAUGAGCUUCAGUCAGCGCUCAAACCUGCACAUCCACCAGCGAGUACACACAGGAGAGAGGCCCUACAAGUGUGGUGAGUGUGGGAAGGGCUUCAGUCAGAGCUCGAACCUUCACAUUCACCGGUGCAUCCACACAGGAGAGAAGCCUUACCAAUGCUAUGAGUGUGGGAAGGGUUUCAGCCAGAGCUCGGAUCUUCGCAUCCAUCUCAGAGUCCACACUGGAGAGAAGCCCUAUCACUGUGGCAAGUGUGGGAAGGGAUUUAGCCAGAGUUCCAAACUCCUCAUCCACCAGAGAGUACAUACUGGAGAGAAGCCCUAUGAGUGCAGCAAGUGUGGGAAGGGCUUCAGCCAGAGCUCCAACCUUCACAUCCACCAGCGGGUUCACAAGAAAGAUCCUCGCUAACUGACAUUAGCCCAUUCAGGUCUUCACAGCGCUCAUACUGUAAAAACUGUUAAAUAUUUAGUAUCACUCUUACUUUAUAUUCUACAAAGGAGAGAGAUGUAAGGGUUAUUUAGAUAUGUUCCCUCACUGAAAAAUCACUCAUUCAAAAUAUUUAAGUAUCAAGCACUUUGUUAUGCUGUACAAUGAAUGGAUUGUUCUUGUUUCUCAGAUGGGUAGAGUAAAAGUGUCUGUACUUUACAAUUCAACUACAUGUUCUACCCAGCAUUUUAACGGCAAGAACUUUAUAUUUAUUCUCAAGCAGGGCAUGUUUCCCUUUGUUCACAUUCUCUGAGAAAUUGAAACUCUGGUUUCUCUUCAAA